AGUCGAUAGUGAACACAGCGCAAAGCUCCCAGACAAGGGAUUCUUGGGCGUCUAGUACUAUGAGAAAGUAGUGCGCGAUAAAAACGUUCAUUACGGUGAUAUUUUUGGGUAAAAGUGUGUAAAAUUUAACAUGUACGCGUAGUAGUUACAAGUCAGUACAUUUUUAAUGCUAAACGUUUAAUUUACACAGGUAUUGGGCGAACGUGUCGACUUGUAGUGGUGGCGGAGGGAUACUCAUAUCCUGCUGCGCGUCAAAAUAUUGGCUUGGGGAGACCGCGCCAAAGCUCAGACAGCGGCUUCUCUUCAGGAUAACAACACACUGCGGAGGACAUUUAAACGCACUCUACUGUUGAUACGGUUACCCUACACAUCGGACUGUUAAGAUUUGUCAUUGAAGUGGACUAUUUUCAUCUCAAGUGCUCGAGUCGAUACACAGAAGUCAGCUUUCAUGCCGGUUUUCGGGAAACAGUGUACGACUUUAUGGUCGUGACACGGCUUUGACGGGCGCGGUGCGGCUGAGUUGGCGCACUGCUGGUCUGGAUAUAUUUUUCGCUUGAAGCCAAGGCAAUCUGCACCAGCAUUUAUUCAGCGCCCGAACUCCCUCACACACUUUCUUCUUCUUCGUACUACUACGUUGGCUCUCCUGACGCUCCUGGAGUCAAUAGGAAUCUUCUACGUCGGCUUUUCAGCUUGAAUAUGUUGCUGUCAAAGUUUGGUUCUUUUUCGCAUAUUUGCAAUCCUUCAAGUAUGGACCAUCUACCAGUGAAAAUACAGCUCCAGCCGGGUAGGUGACUUUUCUUACGGUGCAUUUUGAGAUAAACUCAACAACUGAUCGGUUUAGGAAACAUAUUUAUUCUCUUGUUAGUAAGAGUUUGACAGUCAGAACUCACCGGCUCCGUCAAAUCAACAUUUCAGCCGCGCUCCUAAUGUGGAUUUCUGUGUGAAAACUGCACUUUUUCUAACAUUUAUCUCUUUUUCUCACAGUUAAAGCGGAGAAGGAGCCUUUUGAGAAGGUUUACCAAGUGGGCUCAGUGCUCGGCAGCGGAGGAUUCGGGACUGUAUACGCCGGGAGUCGGAUCUCUGAUGGCGCACCGGUAAUAAUGGGAACGGGGAUCAGGCUCUGUGUUUUGAUCUUGCAUGUGGCGCCAUCAAAGCCGGGGCGUCCUUAUUUCGCCUUUCGGAUUCAAACACUGACUCUCCCCUUGAAAAGUUAAGCAUUUACUAAUGAUUUUCUGUGUUUCUUUACUUUAGGUCGCAGUCAAACAUGUUGCAAAGGAGAGGGUGACCGAGUGGGGCACAAUUGUAAGUAGGCUACUCAACCUUGAUAUGAGGGUUUGGUUUGUUUUGGUCCCCCCCUCCUCCUCUCCUCCCCAUGCCCGCUGCUGCUGGGUGGGUUGGUGGGGGGGUUGGGAUGUUAGUUUUUCACCCACUAAAAUGUCUUGUUAUUAUUUCAGAAUGGGACUAUGGUGCCUUUGGAGAUCCUGCUGCUGAAAAAGGUCAGCUCCUCGUUUCGUGGAGUUAUCAAACUGCUGGACUAUUACGAGCGCGCAGACGGCUGGCUGAUCGUCAUGGAGAGGCCGGAGCUCGUCAAGGACCUCUUUGACUUCAUCACCGAAAAGGGCGCCCUGGACGAGGACACGGCUCGGGGAUUUUUCCGCCAGGUUUUGGAGGCGGUCAGGCACUGCUACAGCUGCGGUGUAGUACACAGAGACAUCAAAGAUGAAAACCUGCUUGUGGAUCUACGCACCGGGGAGCUCAAGCUUAUUGACUUUGGCUCAGGGGCGAUUCUCAAGGACACAGUCUACACCGAUUUCGAUGGUAAGCAGCCCCACCUCCUCCUCUUUGAGAUUGCAUUAAUCGCUGUAAUAAGAUGGGAGCAUGCUGGAUAUGUAAUGUGUUUUGAUGAAUUCACAUCCGUGUGGGCUGGUUUGUGUUUGCCCUUGAUGCUCCGCUGAGCUAUAUUCAGAUAUGGAGGCGUUCACGAGCCUGUGACGCAGUGCUCUGUUUUUGGUCGAGGGUUUUCCUUGCCGGGGGUCUCACGGCUAUUGAUCACUACCUAUAGAAACCAAUGCAGGGAGAUAGAAAGAUUCCAGUAGGAUUUAUGACGAGCAUGUUAGGUUUUUUUAUAGCGGGGAUAUGACUCACUGAACCUUAUUUUUGUUUUUGCUCAGACUGCUCGGUCUUGUGAUAUUGAGUAGUUUAAUGUUUCCGGUUGUUAUUUUGUUCCUAAAGCCUGACUCACAGUCGCAGUUUGUGGGUAUUAGGUCAGUGCCACGUAACAUCUGUUUGUUGUGAAACCCGAGUCGGCGGUUCACGUGAUGGGCUCACAUUGCCUUUUUUGUUUGGUAUCCAAGUGCCUCCUUCCAGGAGGGAGGGGGGAGGAAAAGAAAGAAAAGGAGGGAGCAAAAGGAAGGAGGGAGGGAGGGAGGGAGGGAGGAGACGCAGGCAGGUCACCCGGUUUGUGUUUUGUGGCUUGGGGAAGAUGGAAAGCAUUUCUACCAUGACUCAGCCAUUUUACACACAGACACAUAAUUUCUUUGAGCCUUUUUAUUUAUAGUCUCUUUGCUGUUCCCACAUUUAGACUAUCAGUACUCCACAUGUUAACCCUUCAAACAAGUAAAUUUAACUGUUUCAUGCUUGUAUCCUCGUUGAAAUUCAUAUCAUUGACCUAUCCCCCUAUUUUAUUUGUUUUCAUUUCAGGUACAAGAGUAUACAGCCCCCCAGAGUGGAUCCGCUUCCACAGAUAUCACGGUCGCUCGGCGACGGUGUGGUCGCUAGGUGUGCUGCUGUAUGACAUGGUGUGUGGAGACAUCCCUUUUGAGCAAGAUGAAGAGAUCCUCAGGGGUCGGCUGUACUUCAGGAGACGGAUUUCAGCCGGUAAGUGAACCAUAACAAUGCACAGAACAAAUAAGUCGACUCUGUUGCCCUCUAGCCAUGGGAAUUGGUACAGCCGCUUAAACGAGAGUCUGAUGAGUUGCUUUACGUCAGAGUUAAAAGUCUGUCAACAAUAGGAGCUCUUACUCUACCACUCCAGACUCAGACAUGCGCAUCAAACUCACCUUGUUCCUCUCUCCUCCUUCAGAGUGCCAGCAGCUGAUCAAAUGGUGCCUGGCGUUGAGGCCGUCAGACCGGCCCACACUGGAGCAGAUUUGCGACCACCCCUGGAUGAGGGCGACAAUAGAGUCACCCAAGUCGCCGGAGGAGCCGGUCUCCGGUGAGAUCCGCCUAAGAACCAUAGACACAGACUCUUCUUCAAGCACAAGCUCAAGCAAGGAGAGCCUCUGAUGGCUCUGAUGGACUGAAAAGACUUUCUGGGGAAAGAAGGGGUCUGGAUGGAGGGAGUGAUAAUGGACUCAUGGCCAGCAGCCUGUAGCCGACCCAGUCUGUCAAAGACUGGACGCUUCACUCAGCUGGUUCAGCUAGAAAAUGUACUUUAAUUUUCCUCUUUUGUAGGGAAUUUCUAAUUUAUUACUAUUUGAUUUGCUUAUCUUAUUUCCCCCCAUCCCCUCUUUUUUCAUUCAGUUUAUUAUACUUGUUUCCUAAUGGGGAACAUUUUUCUGUUUGGGCGGUCUUACCAGCACUAUUUAUUCCCCCCCUCCUUUUAUAACUUUAUUUCACUCAUUUUGUUACUAGGCUGGUAUAUGCAGCUGGCAAGGCCCUCCUAUUCAGACAUGGCUGCUCUUAUAGAGCUUGGAGAAAACCUUUUUAUUUAAAUGUUUUAAUUUUGAUUUUGUAGUGCCUUUUUUUGGAAAGCUGCUUUUCUGGGGGCUUUCACCAACAACUCUGUUUUUUGAAAUUUCCCGUGGCCUGGUGGUGAAGCUGAUUGUGCUGUAAUGGAAGGUAUAGGGGGGGAUUAGGCUGUUUUUUUUUCUCCCCCCUCCUCUUCUUUCCAUCACCGUGGGCCAACCAGCCCCCAGCCAAGAGGGUAGGAUAGCAUUAGACAGGAGAGAAUGAGGUGGGGGCUCUUCCUGACAAUGGAAUACUUGAAAAACACUCGACUCAACUCUGUGUCGCUCUCUUUAACGCUGCUCACUCACUCUAUAGCCUGAACAGGUGUUUUGGAAACUGGAUCCUGUCUUUUCUGAAUGUCUACAAAAUGUCAACACACACACACACACACACCUCCCCCAUCUUUUUCUCCCUCUCGUCUCUCAUACCUGUUGCAGGUUGUAUGGCCCUCUCGACUUUUCUUUUUGCCUCCCGCCAUCUCACUGCUUGACACUACACGGCCCCCACCCCUGGCCUCCUUCAGGGUUUGGGGUGUGAAAUGCACAAUCAAUGCAAUAUUCUUGGAUUCAAUUGUUUUUUUUUCCUUUUCUUUUUCAAAAAAAGUGUACAGUGUGUAUUUUUUCUCCUUUUGUGUGAAUUUUUUUUUUCUCCCCAUUUAAUUUAUUUGUAAACAUGUAGACAUUCCACACUCUGUGGCUAUUUAUUUAUUUAUUGUCUAUGCUUAAAAGCCCCCCCCACCCCCCUGAAAAUUUGCAUAUCCUACUUAGUCUUUGGUUUGCAUUCCUAUAACUUAUUUUUUCACUUCAUUUUUUUGAGAUGUGGAGGAUGCACUGAAGCAGUUGUCGAUGUAAAGCAGAAUAAAACAAGUUUACUUCAAUUUGAAAAGAGCAUUUGAAUGUUAUUUAACUACAAAAAAGUCUGUUGGUGAUGUUGAAUGGCUAAGUACCUGAGAAAUCCAUCUGGUUCCUGUACUGUCAAGAUUCAUUUAAGUUCUAUGGAAAGCUAAACGACAAGGGGAACAGCUUUCAUAGUUGUCACAUGGCCUCAUAAUGGAGACUUUUCAUUUCAGCUGUGUGACUUGUGGCUGUGAAGGAUGGAUAUUGCUAUUUUUUGAUACAAAAUUUCAAUUAAACUCCCAUUUUUAUGUACAGAAACAAGUGUGGUGUCUCGAUCAUUUUGAAC
This is a messenger RNA of Xyrichtys novacula (pearly razorfish), 4911 nucleotides long. NCBI's taxonomy places the organism in Eukaryota, Metazoa, Chordata, Actinopteri, Labriformes, Labridae. The record is from the annotation of a GenBank genome assembly.